Molecule: messenger RNA, 545 nt
Organism: Arabidopsis thaliana (thale cress)
Lineage: Eukaryota; Viridiplantae; Streptophyta; Magnoliopsida; Brassicales; Brassicaceae
Product: B3 domain protein
Exons: 1
Coding region: 1-381 (126 amino acids)
Cellular component (GO): nucleus
Molecular function (GO): DNA binding
Source: RefSeq, marked reviewed
AUGAAUUACAACGAUCCAUUGGAACCGGCUAUGAUCAUAACAAAAGUGCUAUCAAAGAGUGAUAUCGUUGGUAAUGUGGUAUUACCGAAAGCAGAAGUGAUGUCUGUCCUCACGAGGAUGAAUGUUAACGACCAAGAUUUGCUAAACGGUGUUGAAGUGCAAGUCGACGACAUAAUGGAAGACGACUUAUACACAGUUACGCUCAAAGUAUCAGGUAUCGAUAAACCUAAAUAUUAUUUCGGUACUGGUUGGAGUACUAUGAAGCAUUCGUUAGAUCUCUCAGAAGGCGAUGUUCUGAAACUCUACUGGAGUCACUUGGACAACAAGUUCGUUGUUUUGAAUUUUCAGUAUUCAGUACUUCCAUUAAUGAUUCCAGUGUAGCUCGCUUGCACCUAUCUUCUUUUCUGUUUUUGACUAUUUAUGUUUUGGAUUUCAUAUCCUAGUUAAGUGCUGGCUUUUUUUGCCCUAUCUUUUUGUUUCUCUUUUGUCAAACUUGAUUGGAUUAUCUUGAAUUUGAAUUUCAAUAAAACGUGGUUCACUUGCCC